AUGUGUGCUGGCUCAGCCAAGGCUGGAAAGCGCAAGACCUUUCAGCCCAAUGACAUUGACCCUUCCUUGAAAUUGGUGAGGUCAGCCUCUGCAAGCUUGGCAAAGCUCACUGGGCAGCCCCGCGCAGUCGCACGUGCUGCCCUGGAUGCACUCAAUGAGGAUGCAGACCAAGCUUGCCGUUUGCUGCUGAGCGGUCUGGCGCUGGCUCUGCUGGACACCUGUGAAGUGGAGGAGCUGAAGCCAGGAAUUUAUGCAUACCUGGCCGAUGAUGGAGAGAAAGAGACUGAGAGACCGAAGCUCCUGUCACAAGGUGCUUUUGCUGGUUGCUUCCUCCUGCGCACUGACAAGUCUCGCAAGGAGCCCUUGCGGCUUUUUGCUUUGGAGCCUGUGGAUGUUUGCCUCUUGUCGCAAGUGUCGCAAGUACCGCAGAAUGAAGCGCACCCAGAGGGAUGGGCAGAACUGGAAUACACAGAAGCACCAGAGGUCGAAGGUUUCGGGAAGGACGUGGUGAUUCACUCGUGUUCCUUCGAUCCUGGACUUGUGCAAGUACCACUUGAGGGGAACGAAAUUGUUCUGGUUCGUGUGGUAAAGAAGGCAGCUGUCGUGGCACCUCGAAACUCGCUGUCAUCUCGCAGGCGACAAGCGCCUGACCAGCCUUCCAAGCGCUUAUGCCUGGCCAAGCGGCCUCGCGUUCGCUACCAACGGCUGGAGCUCAUCGGUACAGGCACCUUCGGCAAAGUCUUCCUAGCGCAACGACUGCACGAAAGCGGCGACAAAGACCAGGAAUCCGAACGUGAUGGCGAUGCGAUGUGCAAGGUCGCUGUGAAGCAAGUGCCAUUCGAAGAUCACAAAACCCGAGAGAUCACCUUGCUAGAGAACAUCCGCCACUCCUGCAUUGUUGGCCUUUUGGACAGUUUCUUGGAAAAGGAUGAGAAUGAUACCGAGAUGUUAUGCAUGGUGCUGGAGUACAUGCCCCAGAAUCUCCAUCAAAAAAUUGGUGGCCAACCGCUCAGUGUUCCCGAUGUGCGUUGCUUCUCCUUUCAGCUACUACGGGCACUGGCACAUUUGGAUGGUUUGCAAAUCGUACAUAGGGACUUGAAACCAGUCUUGACCGACGAGCCUUCGUGCAGCUAUAUUUGCUCGCGCUGGUGGCGAGCCCCGGAGCUCAUCUUCGGAGCAACGCGUUACAGCACAAGCAUUGAUUGGUGGUCCUGUGGUUGCAUAACAGCAGAGAUGAUGCUUGGCAAGCCCCUUUUCACUGGCGAAUCCAGUUGGGGACAGAUGUACGAGAUCAUCCGGGCUUUGGGAACCCCCUCUCUUGACCAGCUGCGGGCAAUGCAGGCAGGCAGCGAUGGGCGGCUUGCUGGACACUUCACGAAAUUGGCGGAGCUACAGCGACCAUCAAAGGCUUGGGAGGACCUGCUACCUGCUUUUGCGCAUGAACAGCAGGCACUCGAGAUUCCAGCUGCUCUGCUUCGUUUUGAUCCAUCCAAAAGGCAACACCCUGUGCGGCUGUUGAGGAACAGCUUCUUCGGUGCUUUGUUGGAAGAUUCAGAGCCUCUUCCUCCGAAUCUUUUCGACUUCAGUGAGCAAGAGCUGAGUUCCAAUGGUGCUCGGCGACACCUAAAAGCUUUGCAACGAAAGGCUCAAAUGGCACUAAACGAAGCUACAAAUGCCAACGGUGUCAUAGAGCUGGAUCCUGAGCCCGAUCCAAAGCGCCGCCGGGUUGUCCGAUUUGAUUCUGAUCCUGAACCCAUUUGUGUCAGGUUGAUCUCUGAGGACCUCAGCGACAUCCCAUGA
Cladocopium goreaui is the source of this 1800-nucleotide messenger RNA. The record is from the annotation of a GenBank genome assembly. Lineage: Eukaryota; Dinophyceae; Suessiales; Symbiodiniaceae.